UUUCACAAAAAACAUUGAUUGGUAUCUUGUCCUAAAUUAAGGGUUCUGAGACUGAUUGAUUGAUUGAUAAUAUAACUGAAAAAGAAGAAAUUUUAUCUUUUUCUUUAUGUUAGUGUAAAAAUUGGAAUCUUAUUAUGUGAGAUCAAGAGCUUAUAGACAAGGUCAACGGGAGAAGCAGAAUUAAACAGUCUUGUUAAAUGAACAAGACCAAUCAAGAUUUGAGCUUAAUGGAAUCAAGAAUGGAAGGAGAUGUGUUUUCUGGAUAUGGAGAGAGAUACCAGAUGGAUGGCAAAGUGCUGCAGAAUUUCCAGAAGAGAUUUGUUCAGGUUCAAUACAUUUUGGAGCAAAACCGGCUUUUGAUCAACGAGAUCAAUCAGAACCAUGAGUCCAAACAAGCAGAUCACUUGGGUCGAAAUGUUCGUUUGAUAAGAGAGCUCAAUAACAAUAUCAGAACUGUGGCAAGUCUUUAUGGUGAUCUCUCUCAUUCUUUCGCCAGAUCAGUUGAUGCUUCAUCAGAAGGGGAGUCCACUGGGACCUUGAAAUCUGAUGGGAAGGCCAACAACCAAAAAAGAUUUAGAUCCGGGUAAUGUUCUGUAGAUUCGGUGCUAAUUUGAGUGUGGAUUUAAGUAAUGACUUGUUGUUGAACAAAAAAGACAUUAACAACUUCACUUCUGUAAGUUCUCUUGAAAUGAGUUCAUGUCUUUAAUUCUGAGAAUAAAAGGAAGUUCAUCUUUAUUAA
Messenger RNA from Brassica napus (rape), 739 nucleotides. RefSeq names its product protein ELF4-LIKE 2. NCBI's taxonomy places the organism in Eukaryota, Viridiplantae, Streptophyta, Magnoliopsida, Brassicales, Brassicaceae. The transcript has 2 exons. Bases 198 to 587 code for a protein of 129 amino acids. Gene Ontology annotation, biological process: entrainment of circadian clock; positive regulation of circadian rhythm. The record is from RefSeq and is a predicted model, not a curated record.